AUGCAUUUUUCCAGUCAGUGCACUUUCAAGAACCAUAGGUGCCAUGAAUGUGGUCGGACCGGCCAUAAGGACGGCUACUGUUACUGUUUCGCAUCCAAAUCUGGCUCCAGAAGGAAGCAGCAAAAUAAUAAGAAGUACGCAUCAAAGAUUGUGACAGUCAAGAAUGUUAAUCGCAGCCGGCGAUAUGUGGAGACGGCUAUCAACGGAGUUCCAGUUGAACUGCAGCUGGACUCGGGCUCCGACAUAACCAUCAUUUCGAAACAAAAUUGGAUCAAUGUUGGAGCACCUCAAACAUCUCCACCGAACUGCAAAGUUCAAACAGCUUCCGGACAAAAGUUGGGUAUCGCAGCCAUGUUUCGAGCAUCGUAUACCAUCAACGGAACUCAAAAGGAAGGCUCAGACCUCAUGGAUGAGUUUGGGCUCUGGGACGUUCCAUUCUCAUCGUUUUUGCAUCUCACACUCAAGCCGGACGCUCAGCCGAUAUUCAAACCCAAGCGGCCAGUAUCGUACAACAUGGAGGCCAUCGUUGAGGACGAGUUGAAGCGACUGGAAGACUCAGGCAUCAUCACACCGGUAACCUAUGCAGAUUGGGCGGCUCCAAUUGUUGUGGUCCGCAAACCGGAUCGAUCCGUUCGCAUUUGUGCGGAUUUUUCCACCGGAUUGAACAACGCCCUUGAAUCUAACAGCUACCCAUUACCACUUCCGGAGGACAUUUUCAAUCGAAUGGCGCAAUGCACAGUAUUUAGCCAUAUCGACCUAUCAGAUGCAUAUUUGCAAGUUGAGGUCGAUGAGGAAAGCAAAAAAAUGCUUACAAUCAACACCCACAAGGGUCUCUACCGCUUCAACCGUCUGUCUCCCGGUGUUAAGACUGCACCUGGAGCGUUCCAGCAGAUUAUGGAUGCCAUGCUGAGCGGUAUCCCAGGUACAUGCCCAUAUCUCGACGAUAUUUUCAUCGGCGGUCGGAAUGCCGAAGAACACAAGCGGAAUUUGUACUUUGUCCUACAGCGUUUGCAAGAAUAUGGCUUCACGAGAGUACACGCGGAUUUUGCGGGCCCUCUAAACGACACGUACUUCCUGAUUGUUGUUGAUUCUUUCUCUAAAUGGCCGGAAGUGAUUCCAACCAAACGUAUUACCACCGCCGCAACGAUUGCUAGCCUUCGGAAAAUUUUCGGUAGAUUUGGAAUGCCGGAAGUUUUAGUGACCGAUAACGGAGCGCAACUAACAAGUGACGCUUUUGAAGGAUUCUGUGAGGCAAAUGGGAUCAUGCACCUCAAAACAGCACCGUUUCAUCCUCAAAGCAAUGGACAGGCGGAGCGCUUUGUUGACACGUUUAAGAGAACCGUUAAGAAAAUCCAAGCGGGAGGGAAAGACUUAGAUGAAGCACUCGACAUUUUCCUCUCCUGCUACCGAUCAACACCCUGUAGGAGUGCACCUGGUGGAAAAUCACCUGCUGAAAUCCUGAUCGGUCGUCCGAUGCGUAUAUCUUUGGAGCUUCUUCGACCACCGAGCAACUUUUCCAAAGCAACAAACAGCAACCAAGAUCGCCAGUUCAACAAGAAACAUGGUGCAAAAGACAAGACCUUCGAAGUGCAAGACAAUGUAUGCCCAAGUACACCAUGGCAACAACUGGACCUGGUGCAAAGGUGA
This is a messenger RNA of Armigeres subalbatus, 1647 nucleotides long. RefSeq lists its product as uncharacterized. Gene Ontology annotation, biological process: DNA integration. The record is from RefSeq and is a predicted model, not a curated record. Lineage: Eukaryota; Metazoa; Arthropoda; Insecta; Diptera; Culicidae. Gene Ontology annotation, molecular function: nucleic acid binding. The coding region runs from base 1 to 1647 and encodes 548 amino acids. The transcript has 4 exons.